Messenger RNA from Carya illinoinensis, 2009 nucleotides. RefSeq names its product phosphomevalonate kinase, peroxisomal. The transcript has 11 exons. Gene Ontology annotation, molecular function: phosphomevalonate kinase activity; ATP binding. Gene Ontology annotation, cellular component: peroxisome. NCBI's taxonomy places the organism in Eukaryota, Viridiplantae, Streptophyta, Magnoliopsida, Fagales, Juglandaceae. The record is from RefSeq and is a predicted model, not a curated record. Gene Ontology annotation, biological process: isopentenyl diphosphate biosynthetic process, mevalonate pathway. Bases 228 to 1754 code for a protein of 508 amino acids.
GGUGGGGAAGCACUCAUUAUUUUAAGUUAUGAACACUAUGGCACCGCUGCAAAAGGUUUGAAAACUUUGACGUCAAAACCAAACCAACGACAUCGACAGAAACAACGAAUUUUGAGUCUGUCGUCGCCUUCGCUGGAAGUUUGAAUUGUGAAUCCGAAAGAGCCAAUCAUAAUUUUUACAUCAAGAUCAAAUCGUGACAACAACUCUAGAGACAGAGACACAGAGCUAUGGCCGUUGUUGCUUCAGCUCCUGGGAAGGUCUUGCUGACUGGGGGAUACCUUAUUUUGGAGAGGCCAAAUGCAGGGCUUGUGCUCAGUACCAACGCUCGGUUUUUCGCAAUUGUGAAACCACUUCACGAGGAGAUCAAGCCCGACAGCUGGGCGUGGGCAUGGACAGAUGUGAAGUUAACAUCUCCUCAACUUUCCAGAGAAAGCUUGUAUAAGUUGGAACUUAAAAACAUGACACUUCAGUGUGUCUCCUCAAGUGAGUCGAGGAACCCAUUUGUGGAACAAGCAGUGCAAUACACUGUGGCAGCUGCACAUGCAACAUUUGAUGAUAAUAAGAAAGAGUUGUUACAGAAACUACUUCUACAGGGUCUUGAUAUCACAAUUUUAGGUUCCAAUGAGUUCUAUUCAUAUCGGAAUCAGAUCGAAGCACGUGGGCUACCUUUGACGCCGGAAGCAUUAGCUUCCCUUCCACCUUUUACAUCGAUUACCUUCAACACAGAGGAGUCAAAUGCUGACAAUCGCAAGCCAGAAGUUUCUAAAACUGGAUUGGGUUCAUCGGCGGCAAUGACAACUGCUGUGGUUGCUGCUUUACUCCAUUACCUUGGAGUUGUUAAUCUAAACUCAACUAAAGAUCAAGACAAAGAGAAGAAGGGUACUGGUGAUCUUGACGUGAUACACAUGAUAGCUCAAACUGCUCACUGUCUUGCACAAGGGAAAGUUGGCAGUGGGUUUGAUGUCAGUUCUGCUGUUUAUGGCAGUCAACGUUAUGUCCGGUUUUCACCGGAUGUGAUUUCUUCGGCUCAGGAUGCAGCAAAAGCAUCGCCCUUACAAGAAGUGAUUGCAGAUAUUUUAAAAGGGAAAUGGGAUCAUGAGAGUACUAAGUUUUCCUUGCCACCGUUGAUGACCCUUGUACUAGGAGAACCAGGAACUGGAGGUUCAUCCACACCAUCAAUGGUAGUUGCUGUGAAAAGGUGGCAGAAGUCUGACCCUGAGAAAUCCCUAGACAUAUGGAGGAAGUUGUCAGAGGCGAAUUUUGCACUUGAAGUACAACUCAAUAGUUUAAGCAAACUUGCGGAAGAACACCGGGAUGCAUAUAAAUCGGUAAUAAAUGACUGCAGUGGGCUUAGGCCAGACAAGUGGUCAGAGCAAGCUUCUGAACCAAGGAAAAAAGAAGUUGUUAAAGCAUUGUUAGGAGCAAGAGAUGCUAUGCUUGGGAUCAGAUAUCAUAUGCGCCAGAUGGGUGAGGCUGCAGAUGUUCCAAUUGAACCCGAAUCACAAACUCAGCUUUUAGAUACAACAAUGAACAUGGAAGGAGUUUUGUUGGCUGGAGUUCCUGGAGCAGGUGGCUUCGAUGCAAUCUUUGCUGUUACCUUGGGGGAUUCUGGUAGCAAUGUCAGCAAAGUAUGGAGUUCAGUCAAUGUUUUGGCCUUGUUAGUUAGAGAAGAUCCUCGCGGUGUUUCUUUAGAAAGUGGAGAUCCACGAACCAAGGGGAUCACAGCAGCCGUUUCUUCCAUUCAUAUCAAAUGAACCGAUAUUUGCAAAUCAGAAGAAAAAGAACCUUAAUUUAACGGUAAAAGUAGGUUUAGAUCUGUUGUAAUUUCUAUGAAUCCUGAAAAUAAACGAAGUUAUUCAUCCAGCAGACUAUCCAGAUGUAGAUUUUAUCUGCCAUCAUAUUUAAAUGGCAAAUUUUCAUUGUUUGCACCUUCUCAUUUCGGUUUUCCUUGAGAGAUAAAAUAAUAAAAAAUAAUGGUUCUCUUCUUCUUUGAGAACAGUUUAUGAAAA